CGACAAGUUAAGGUUGUGGCCAUAUAAAGAUUCCAUUGGUUAUUCCUUGAGCCCGUGGCCCGUCACUGUGGCCCGUCACUGUGGCUCCUCCUCCGGCCCACAGACGCACACCUGGUCCUGGAUCAGGCGCAGGUUCAGACUAGGACCGCGGGGAGCGACUGGGACUUCACCGCAGGGACGGAUCCAAGCGACGGAUCCUGGAGCCGAGCUGGAGAGGAAGAGCAGUCGGCUGAGACAUACAUAGAAGAGGCACCAAAGGAACAUGGGGGAGGCACCAGGCAGAGAGGAUGGCAUAGUCACUCGCACAGCUGAGUAUGUGGGGUCAUUUCCUGUUGACGAUUGCUGUCUGGAUGACCAAAUUGAACAACUCCACAUGCAGCUCAAAUGUUUAAAGGCAUGCAAAUCAAAACGGCUUGUAUCACUCAAAUUUUCCAUCAGAGGAGUUAAAAUGUAUGAUGAGGAUGAAACUACUCUCCUGAUGGCCCAUGCCCUUCGUAGAGUGUCCCUGUCCACUGCUCGUCCUGCAGACUCCCAGUUUGCCUUUGUAUCCCACAACCCAGGGAGCACAGAUGCACAACUCUACUGUCAUGUAUUCAAAGCCCGACACGCACGAGCUGCCCAGUUCCUGAAUCUGCUCCUGUGCAGAUGUUUCCAGCUGUCAUAUCUGGAGAAACAUCCAGAGGAGGCCCAGGGGGAGUCCACUGGCUCUGCCCCUCGUCGAAACCCAUCCCUCCUCAACCACGGUUUCCCCCUCAGUGUCAGUGCGCUGGUGUCCUUCAGGAGAGCACCCUUUAGAGGGUGGCUGCCUGGAUCAAAGAAAAAUGGUAAACCCUCUGAUGACCAGCAGAGCAGCCAGGAUGAAGUGUUCCCCUCCUUGUCCCCUUCACUGACUCGAAGAAAAGCCAUCCACACCAAAGUCCUCCACUCUGGGGCCUACCGCUCCUUCACUUUUACUCCCCUCAAACAGCACACGAUUCAGGAGCGACUAAAGUCAUCACCAGCAAAAGUAGCAGGCGCUCCACAGAAGAGGUCCCGAGCCCCGAGUCUGGCCGAAACCGAAGAAGCACUCGCUCAGGCAGUGUGGUGCUGGGCUGGAAUCGCAAAUGAUAGUAGCUACUCACUCCUGGCAGAUGACGUCCUGGGAGCAUAUCUCGUGUGUCCACAUCCUAAAAAACCCAAAUGUGGCAGUCUGAUCAUUCGCUUCCCCUCUGGCCUGAUCACUCACCUCAUAGAACAAACACGGAAAGGAAAAUUUCUGCUUGAGAAAUGUAAACUGGAGUUUAGCUCCUUGGCUGAAUUAAUUGAACACUACACAGAGAGCCUGGAUGAACUGCCUUGUCUGCUGAGCUGUGCCAGAGUUAACCACUGUUAUGAGUGGGAGGAAGAUGCUGACAAACCACAACAGGCUGUUAAAACACUGGACAACUUCAAAACAAAGAUGAAAAGUACCUACUUAAGGCCUUAAAGUCUGAAACUGGACUGAUGUGUAUGCUAUGACUGAGCAUAGUGUUUGUAUGAUGAUGUUAUGUUAUUCUUUUGCACUUAUAUACUUAUAUAUCGUAUUCACUUCUGGUGGGGUCUUUUUGGUGAUGUUCUGUGGUACACUUUGAAGCACAUCUUUAAAAAUGUCAGCACUUCCCUUUAGUAAAGGUACUUAUUUUCAAAAAAGUUAAAUAUGCUGCUUUUAUUUCAGUAUUUUAAGUCUGUUUUUGUAUGUCUUAAAGGCAAUACUUGUACAUUGUUUUUGUUUUUGGACUGCUGCCUUGAACAUUUUUAAUCUGUGUGCAAAUAUAUUUGCUCCAUUUGCCAACCCUUGGUCUUUUAUGUACACUCUCUCUGUGUGUGUAUUUAAAACUGGUAAACACAUCUAUGCCUAAAUGUCUAAAAUUCUAAAUGUAACUAAAUUAAGUUAAUUAUUUGAAUUCUU
Molecule: messenger RNA, 1927 nt
Organism: Periophthalmus magnuspinnatus
Lineage: Eukaryota; Metazoa; Chordata; Actinopteri; Gobiiformes; Gobiidae
Gene: sh2d5
Product: SH2 domain containing 5
Exons: 10
Coding region: 263-1465 (400 amino acids)
Cellular component (GO): postsynaptic density
Source: RefSeq, a predicted model, not a curated record